Messenger RNA from Paramuricea clavata, 1284 nucleotides. Lineage: Eukaryota; Metazoa; Cnidaria; Anthozoa; Malacalcyonacea; Plexauridae. The record is from the annotation of a GenBank genome assembly.
AUGCGUGCGGAUCUGUUGCGGCUCUCUCACAAUGAUCCUAGUUCUGGGCAAAUGGGUAUUAAUCGCUGCGUCGAACGUUUGCAGCCGUGGUAUUACUGGCCUGGAAUGACCAGCGAGGUGCAUCUGUGGGUUGCAGAGUGUGACGUGUGCAACCAAAGGAAAUCGUCGUCAGCAUCACACCGUACCCCCAUGGAGAACAUCCGAGUAUCUCAACCAAUGAAGUUGUGGGCAAAGGACAUCUUAGGACCCCUUCCAAUAACAGCACGAGGGCACCAGUAUGUUUUAGUGAUGAGUGACCACUUCACUAAAUGGGUCGAAGCGGUCCCAAUGGCUGAUCAGAAAGCAGAGACGGUAGCUCGUGCGUUUAUUGACAACGUAGUGUCUCGACAUGGCGUUCCUGUGAAACUCCUCACUGACCAAGGUAGAAACUUUGAGUCGGAGCUCAUGAAAGAAGUAUUCAAGCUGUUGGGCGUUCACAAGUUGCGGACAUCACCAUAUCACCCACAGACUGACGGCCAAGUGGAGCGGUUCAACCGUACACUGAAAGCAAUAAUCUCGUCCUACGUAAAUGGUCAUCACAACGACUGGGAUUUACAUUUACCCUUGGCUUUAUUCGCAUAUCGAACAAGUGUCCAUUCCUCGACACGCGUAUCUCCAUUUAAAGCAGCUUAUGGGAGAGAUGCUACUACGCCACUCGUGUUACUGGGCAGCACGGAGAAGCCCAAGACCCGGUUGAUUGCCGACUACUGUGCUGAACUUGAGUUUACGCUGAAAGAGGUCCACGCGACGGUUGCUGAGGAGAUCAAGAAAGCACAGACCCAGCAAAAGCAAAAUUAUGAUGCACGUAACACUGCUCAUCAGACAGAAAUUCUGAGACCCGGAGACAUUGUAUGGUUACAUAGCACUGUCAUACCGAAAGGACGCAGUAGAAAGUUCCACAAACCGUGGAUUGGUCCGUACGUCAUACUCCGUUGUCAAGGACGUUUAAACUAUGUGAUUCGUCCAAAAUCGGGAAAAGGAAGGAGUUCGUGUGUGCACCGCAAUCGACUCAAGCUGGUACAGAAUCAGACGGAUGACAUUAACGAGCAAGACAUGCCAUUUCCAUUGUCGACCAAGAGCGAGAAAACCCAAGAGCGAAGAGUUUCUGAAUCACCGAUAGUUCACAAGGAAGUUGAGGCAACGAACAUGGUACCUCUAAGGAGAUCUACCCGUCAGCGCCGACCACCUGAUCGUUACCAGGACUUUAAUUUAGAUGAGCUUGAGAUCGAGGACGCUCUCACUUAA